UCUACAAUCAAAAGCACUCAUAGCUUUUAGGUGAGCCACACUGGCUUAUUUGCUGUGGAGUUUUCAAGAGCAUAGAAUCUUCCUUUUCACUAUCAAAAGAAGAUGCUGUUUAAUUUUAGGAUCCUGUUGAACAAUGCCACUCUGAGAAUUGGUCACAAUAUCGUGGUUCGAAAUUUUCAGCAUGGACGACCACUACUAAAUGAAGUACAGCUGAAGGGUCGUGACUUCCUGACUCUAAAGAACUUUACAGGGGAAGAAAUUAAGUACAUCCUAUGGUUAUCAGCAGAUCUGAAAUUUAGGAUAAAACAGAAAGGAGAAUAUUUGCCUUUACUACAAGGAAAAUCCUUAGGCAUGAUUUUUGAGAAAAGAAGCACCCGAACAAGAUUGUCCACAGAGACAGGCUUUGCACUUCUGGGAGGACACCCUUGCUUUCUUACCACUCAAGAUAUUCAUUUGGGUGUGAAUGAAAGUCUCACGGACACAGCACGUGUGUUAUCUAGUAUGACAGAUGCUGUGUUGGCUCGAGUAUUUAAGCAUUCAGAUCUGGACACGCUGGCUAAAGAAGCAUCCAUCCCAAUUGUCAAUGGACUGUCCGAUAUGUAUCAUCCUAUCCAGAUCCUGGCUGAUUACCUCACACUCCAGGAACACUAUGGCUCUCUCAAAGGUCUAACCCUCAGCUGGAUAGGGGAUGGGAACAAUAUCCUUCACUCCAUCAUGAUGAGUGCAGCAAAAUUCGGGAUGCAUCUUCAGGUAGCUACUCCAAAGGGUUAUGAGCCAGAUCCUAGUACAAUCAAGUUGGCCGAGCAGUAUGCCAAAGAGAAUGGUACCAAGCUGUCAUUGACGAAUGAUCCUUUGGAAGCGGCGCGUGGAGCUAACGUAUUAAUUACAGACACUUGGAUAAGCAUGGGACAAGAAGAAGAGAAGAAAAUACGGCUCCAGGCUUUCCAAGGUUACCAGAUUACAAUGAAGACUGCUAAAGUUGCUGCCUCUGACUGGACAUUUCUACACUGCUUGCCCAGAAAAGCAGAAGAAGUGGAUGACGAGGUGUUUUAUUCUCCACGAUCACUAGUGUUCCAAGAGGCAGAAAACAGAAAGUGGACAAUCAUGGCUGUCAUGGUGUCGCUGCUGACAGAUUACUCACCCAAGCUCCAGAAGCCGAAGUUUUGAUGCUGUGCUACGUGCCAAGAGGAAAAGAAUAUUCUUCAGUAACGGAAUGCAUCAGUUUAUCGGGGAGGAAAAAGAGAAUCUAGGCAGAAACACACCCCUAAUACAUGGUGUGGGUGAACUGCAUGAUAGUGCUUUGUCACCGUGAGAUCUUCCUGAAGCCCUUAAUUUAAGCGCUAAGGCCCUGUAACACAGUGCUUGCCUUGGUUUAAAUUCUGUCUCUCUCUGUCUCUCUCUCUAAUUCGCAAUCUGUGAAUUACAUUUGGGUGUCACAUUAAUUAUCAUAUGUAUUUGCUUCAACUAGACAUAAAUUGUGUUCAUAGUAUAUAAUAUCUAAGUCAUUAAAUUUAAUCUGUGCUUUUUACCUUAAAAAUGAUCCCCCAUACUGAUUUAUAAGUAAACACUUGCCUGGCAGUCAGCUCUGUGGUCUAUAUUCAUGUGCCCCAGGACAAGUGAGGGAGCUAAAUGAUAUACUUCACAGUUUGCAGGCCAGUGAGGAAGUGUUAGCAAGCAGCUCUCACUGACACCCAAAUAGGAGUUUUUUCCUAUCACUUGUGAGAGGAGAAAGAGUCCUUCGAGUGCAUGCAUAUCUUCUCUGCAAUGAAGGCUUAAUGUUGCACAUCCAACAAAGCUUUUGUUAGCAAGUGUACCAUGGACACCUCGCCAGAAAGGUAAGAUCUGUUAGAGAAUAAAAUUUCCUUAGGUUCAAUUUCUGAGCAGGGGCAAUUUAAUUUUUUCACAUGUAGUCUUAUCAUGCAUUUACUCCCAGCAAAUAGAUAGUUCCAUAAACCUACUACUUGCCACAUUUUUGUGAGUCUUUUUCUGCCAAUUUUUCUUUGGGAUAAUUAAAAUUCAGAGUUUCAAAUUAUUACAAUGCAAUUAAAGCUAGAUUUCUCUUGUGGGUGACCAAAUAUGUACCAUUGAAUUAUUAUGAUAUAAUGUAAAAUGUUAAAGGUGGAACCUUUAAAAAAAAACACAUUUUACAGGCAGCGAAAUAAUGCCAUUUCCUUUAUAUUCUACCUCUACUAGUGGAAUAUUUCCUCCCAGUUGACUGAUAUUCUCCCACAGAAAACUAUGACUUGAAUGAGUAAGAAAGCGAUGAAUUACAAAUUAGAUUUGCAAUGAAGAUGCAAUAAAACAUAUUCUGUUGGGGGAGGACUCAUGAUAUUACAAAAAAGAUCAAUUUUUUCCGGUAAAUGUCGAAGGUGACUUUCACAUCUGUGGUAAUUUAUUGGAAGCACUUAAGAAAGAGAGUAGAGUUUAGUGGAAUAUCUUCUUUCAGCAGAGACUAUAGAAAUGAUUUAACCAGAAGUUUCCAUGUGGACUGUGCAGACUUGUCCUCAAACUUCCUACAUAGAAGGGACAUGAUCAUGAGCUCUCAUAGCUUUUCCUGGUUGUUCUUUGACCCAAAGGAAUGGUAUAUUCGUCCUUCAACCAGAAAGAACUUCCAAUCGUUUUCUUGCCAAAUUGCAGUCAUUUCUUCCUCAAAAAGCCCCAAAGCUUUCCUUUUCAUGUAAAUAAAAUUUAACAACUUUCUCAAACCAA
Chinchilla lanigera (long-tailed chinchilla) is the source of this 2709-nucleotide messenger RNA. It is a transcript of the gene Otc, whose product is annotated as ornithine carbamoyltransferase. Bases 103 to 1167 code for a protein of 354 amino acids. Lineage: Eukaryota; Metazoa; Chordata; Mammalia; Rodentia; Chinchillidae. The record is from RefSeq and is a predicted model, not a curated record. Gene Ontology annotation, biological process: L-citrulline biosynthetic process. Gene Ontology annotation, cellular component: mitochondrion. Gene Ontology annotation, molecular function: amino acid binding; ornithine carbamoyltransferase activity. The transcript has 10 exons.